AUGUCCGCUGAAUCCUCAAACAUCUGGGACAAGGAUGACGAAUGGGCCGGAGUGAGCAGCUCCAGAGAGCGAAGGAAACGGCAGAACCGGCUCCACCAACGAGCGUAUCGUGCCAAAAAGCGGCUCGAGAAGUUCCCUGUCGCACUACAUGCCGGUCUCGACGUGCCGUCUAAAGCUGCUGCGGCUGGUGGCCCGAAACUGAGCGUCUCGGCCGUCAUCCAGUCUACGACCUCCCGCCAAGAGCAAGCUCGGCUCUUCACAACCGUCAUCGAUCAGCUCCCCCUCUUGAUCCUCGUCAGGUGCACCGGGCUCCACGAGAGAAUCAAGGAGUUCCUGCAGAUGGCGUUUACCAACUGGGGCCUGAACCUCCCCGCGGCGCGCGACCUGCCGCUCGUCACCCGGCUAAACACCUUUGACGCGCUGGCCCGCAACGCGCUGAUGCUGCAAAUACCGUUCGAGAUGCUGGAAACGGACGAGUUUUGUUCUCUCUUCAACUACCAGGGGCCUAAUACACCAGAUCGGCCGAGUCUUCCCGAAACGUUACGUCCGACCGAACUGCAGAGGGCUGUGACGCAUUAUUCCUGGCUGGACCUAUUCCCCAUUCCCAAGAUGCGGGAUAACAUACUGCGGGGCAUUGAGGCGGGGAUAUAUGACGAGGACGUCUUGUGCGAAACACUGUGCUGCGAGCUGCUGAAUCUGGAGGACGGGACGAACGCGGCUCUCGUCGUAUGGGGCGAGUCUUGGGACGCCGCGGGGUGGGAGUUUAGCACGGAGUUCUUUUCAAAAUGGGGUCCCUUGUUGCAUGGCUGCGAUGAAGUACUGGAAUCGACAAACUACUGGAGGCGCAAGAGGGGUGCAAGAUGUCUUGAAUUUCAAGAUAUUCCUAAACUCAAUGACCAAGUCAUAAUCGUCACCGGCGGAAACGCAGGACUGGGAUUCGAAACGGUGAAGCAGCUCGCAUCCCGCAAUCCCGCCCGCAUCUACCUCGCCGCCAGGUCGCAGGAGAAAGCCGAGCAAGCAAUCAAGGACAUCCAAACAGCAAACCCCGCCGCAAGGAACAUCAGCUUCCUCAAGCUCGACCUCGCAUCCCUCGAAAGCGUGAAAGCCGCCGCUUCCGCCUUCCUCUCCCAAGAGACCCGCCUCGACAUCCUCAUCAACAACGCGGGCAUCAUGAUGACCGCAGAGGGCCUCACCACAGACGGCUACGAGAUUCAGUUCGGCACCAACGUCGUCGGCCCCGCGCUCUUCACCCAGCUGCUUCUCCCCACCAUGCGCGAGACCGCCAAACUCAACCACGAAACACGCGUCGUGAUGCUCGGAUCUGCAUCCCACUCGAUGGCGCCGAGCGACGUCUACAACUUUGCCGAGUUCCGCACCACGAUGGCCGACCGCGCGACGACGCAGCGCUACACGAUUUCCAAACUGGCCGAUCUGCACUACGCCAAGGCCCUCGCAGAGAGGGAGCAGAGUGUCAAGAUUAUCCCCGUGCACCCCGGCAUGGUCGCGACGAAUCUCCACCACGCUUCUGUGGGGCUUUUUCUGCGGCCGUUCCUGUAUGCGGCCGGUGUGUUCGCCACGCCUGUCGAAAAGGGCGCUCUGUCCCAGAUAUGGGCGGCUGUCAGCCCGGAGGCGAAGAGUGGGCAGUACUACGGCCCGAUUGGGAAGGCGGAGUCGGGAUCUAAGGCGAGUCAGAACCGCGAGCUUCAGGAGGCGUUGUUUUCGUAUAUUCAGACGGAGUUGGAAGGUCAUGUUGAGAAGAUGGCGUAG
This is a messenger RNA of Colletotrichum gloeosporioides, 1767 nucleotides long. Its product is annotated as Dehydrogenase/reductase SDR family member 13. The coding region runs from base 1 to 1767 and encodes 588 amino acids. Lineage: Eukaryota; Fungi; Ascomycota; Sordariomycetes; Glomerellales; Glomerellaceae. The transcript has 3 exons. The record is from RefSeq and is a predicted model, not a curated record.